CAAACAGUCCAAAUUGACCGGCGACCGGCUGCCACAGAUUUCUUCACUAGCAACUUGCCAGCUGUGUUGUGUUUUACAUUUUUACAUUGGCUCACGCGACGUAUGCGUAAUUACGCUGGAAAUUGUCAGUUUGACCAACUGUCCUGGAGUGGCCUACUUUCCAGAGUUCAACUUUUAUUAUUGUGUCAACAAACUCGUCGUGCCGCAAGUUGACUCAGUCUAACCUCGAGCAUGUGUACUCAGGUGCCACCGCUCGCAGUCACCGCAUAGCUGGCUUGCUUUGCAGCUAUUUUUAGGCACAGCAAACGUAACUCUUUGGAUGACUCAACGCAGAGUCUAAGCCGGGUCUACACUCGCGUCGUCGUCAUCGUCAUUGCCAACAGCUGCCCACACUUUGCACACACAGUCGAGAUACUGGGACUUCAUUCGCGGAGAGCUGACUUUAUUUGGAGAUGGCGUCACAAGAGUCAUUUGAACAGCAACAGCCCAUCUCAAGGCUGGCUCUGAUGCGGAUGCGCUUCCAGCAGAAAACGCACGAGGAGAAGGAGCUGCGGCGUCAAGAACUUAGCCUCAGCACAGCUGCUCCCACUGCCGCUGCAGCUGCUGCUCCAAGAGGCGUUUCUUCUCGGCUGGUGGGCAAUGGCAAAGUGCGCCAAAUGUUCGACGAGCGGCGUCGUGGCGCAGGCAUCGAUCGCAGCAAUCCUCUGCGGCCAAUAGGCGACACACGAUCGCAGCCGCAACAACAGCAACAGCAGCAGCAACAGCAACUCAUCAAGGGCAUUUCCACGAUGAGUCUGAAGGAGAAAGCAGUCCACCCAACCACCCAACGACAUGGGACAGUGACUAGUGACAGCAACAACAAUAACAGCAAAUACAAUGCGUCGGGCACGGUGAUUAAUGGGAAUCGCCUCAAGCCUGUAGUUACCCACAAGACGCCGCCCAACAGGGACAACAGGGAGCACCUGCGGUCCAAUGCUACGCCACCCAGCAGCGGUGGAUCUAGGACAACAAUAAGGGUGACCACCAAGACGACGUCAACGCCAACAAAAACGACUCGGCAAGCUGCCGGGCGUGUUGAUGCUCAGGAGAAAGGGCGCCCGACGUCGCCAAAGGCGCGCCAGGUCAACCCCAAAUCUCCAGUUACCAAAAUUCAAAUGAAUCAGCCGCCACCGGAGGGCACCUCGAGUUGCCGUUAUUGCGGCCGGCACUUCAACACCGAUCGCCUGGGCAAGCACGAGGAAGUCUGUCAGCGCACCAUGAACACCAAGCGCAAGAUAUUCGAUGCCUCCAAGCAGCGUGUCAAGGGCACCGACAACGAAAAGUACUCGAAGCAGCAGCAGCGUCAGCGACAGCAGCCGUCGCUGCCUCGUUCCCAGUCCACGUACAGCAGUGCAGCACAGCAGCAGGGACUCAGGACGGGCGUCAAGAAGAGCAACUGGCGCAAGCAGCACGAGGAGUUCAUCCAGGCGAUUCGCGCCGCAAAGCAGGUGCAGGCGCACUUGGCUCGUGGCGGUAAGUUGAGUGAUCUGCCACCUCCGCCGCCGUCGGAGAAUCCUGAUUACAUACAGUGUCCGCACUGUAGCAGGCGAUUCAAUCAGCAGGCUGCCGAGAGGCAUAUUCCACGCUGUGCCACCAUGAUCCACAACAAGCCGCGUCGCAGCAAUCCUCAAGCGGUACCGAAGAAGCGCUAAUUGUGCCUCCCCAAUUUAUUACAUGUGAUAGAACGGAUUUUAUUUGAUGAAAAUAUAUAUAUAUAUAACACAA
Drosophila sulfurigaster albostrigata is the source of this 1764-nucleotide messenger RNA. RefSeq names its product kinase and exchange factor for Rac A. Bases 453 to 1691 code for a protein of 412 amino acids. The transcript is spliced from 5 exons. The record is from RefSeq and is a predicted model, not a curated record. Lineage: Eukaryota; Metazoa; Arthropoda; Insecta; Diptera; Drosophilidae.